This is a messenger RNA of Mya arenaria, 962 nucleotides long. RefSeq lists its product as uncharacterized. Bases 172 to 912 code for a protein of 246 amino acids. Lineage: Eukaryota; Metazoa; Mollusca; Bivalvia; Myida; Myidae. The transcript has a single exon. The record is from RefSeq and is a predicted model, not a curated record.
UUGACCAAACAGAGAGGCCCAUCUGAUGACUUAGAUUCAAACAUUUCUGUAAGUGAGAUUCUGGGAAAAGCUAGCGCUGUGUUGUUUCCGAGUCUGGAUGAUUCUGUGAGUGAAGACAGUAACAGUGAAGUUUUCAGCAACACUCCUGUGGUGAUUUCAGGUAGAGGCAAGAUGGCGGAAGGGGGCCGCGAACCCACCAACAAAGACCUGAUGGAUUUUAUGAAAAAUAUGGGAGAAAAAUUGUCAGUAAUGGAAAAGAAAUUGAACAAAAUUGAAACACUUGAACGCAAGGUUAUGGACUUUGAAAAAGAUAUAAAAAAGAUAUGGGUAGCUCUUGAAGACCGAGUUAAGCGUACCGAUGAGCGGGUAGGCAAGCUGGAGGACAAGGUGGAUUCGGUCGACGUUGAGGCGGCGCAGAUGGCGGACAGGAUGGCCACCUUGGAAAAACAGCGGGAGGAACUUCGGGACGAUGUUGCGUACUUGAAGUCGCAAUCUAUGAGGAACAAUCUUUUUUUUACUAAUAUCUCCGAAGAUAAUUCCACCGGCAACGAGUCCGCUGAGGUCACCGAAGACAAGCUCCGCCAACACCUUCAGGAUACCCUCAAGCUCGCGAAGGAGACGGUCGAGUCCAUUCGCUUUGAACGUGUUCACCGGUCGCCAGGUCAACCAGUGCCGGGCAGGAUCCGCAACAUCGUUGCAAAGUUCACGUUUUUUAAGGACCGGGAGGUAGUAAGGAGACAAUGGAAGCAUUUGGCGGGGACGGGCCGUCAAAUGUACGAGCAGUUUCCACCGGAAGUACUGGACAAACGCCGCAGGCUAGUGCCCAAGAUGAAGGACGCCAGGAAGGAGGGCAAACGUUCAUGGAUAGUGUACGACACCCUGUACGUAGACGGCAAGCCGGUGAGGAGCUAGGGGCACGACGGAGGUGAACUUUCGGUUCUUUCAUGGAAUGUUCAUGGACU